Messenger RNA from Pocillopora verrucosa, 1454 nucleotides. RefSeq names its product LIM domain transcription factor LMO4. The record is from RefSeq and is a predicted model, not a curated record. Lineage: Eukaryota; Metazoa; Cnidaria; Anthozoa; Scleractinia; Pocilloporidae.
ACGCCUUCAGCCAACAAUAACAAUGAAGAUCUGAGUCAUGUGUAAGAGCGACGAUGAUCUUAUUUUCCACCAAUACCGACCCUAAAAGCACCUCUUGCAUGGAACAUGCUUUUGUAACACAGUUUUUGUAGAAUCAUGAUGGCUUACGAACUUGCGAAUCAAGAAAACAGCGGACAGUUCUUGCGGAGGAGUUCCAGAACCUGAAAUAUCGUUGAAUGAGCCUCUGUCAAAGGCUGCAAUCGCAUCCCAUUAUUGUUUCGGCGGUACUGAAACGAACGUAUCACUUCUGGCGGUAAACGUCCUCGGUGGAAGUUCAACGAGCUAUGUCUUCUGAAAUAAACGAUCGUUGCCUUCAGGGUGGAAUAAGAAGUUGUGGGGGAUGCGGAGAAAAAAUUUUGGAUCGAUUUCUUUUGCUCGCCUUGGAUCAGUACUGGCAUGUAAACUGCCUGAAAUGUUCGUGCUGCAACGUGAGUUUGGGAGAUGUGGGAUCGUCUUGUUAUGCCAAAGGCGGAAUGAUCUUGUGUAAAAACGACUACGUAAAGUUGUAUGGCUCAAGCGGAGCAUGCGCCGUGUGCGCUAAGUUGAUUCCCGCCACCGAGUUUGUAAUGAAGGUUUUGGGAAAAGUUUACCACAUCGACUGCUUUAAUUGCACAACUUGUCAUAACCCACUAGUGGCCGGUGACCGGUUUCACGUUGUCAACGGGAGGCUGUUCUGUGAGAAUGACGACCCGAGACUACUAAAACAACAACUCCACGCACCAAAACAAACGGUAUGUUAAUGGAAAGCGAGGGAUUCGCAUGUGAUUAGCUUCAAAAAAUGACAAAAUUAGAAGGUUUUUGUCUGGGCCUGGACGAGGGAUAGACGAGUCCUGUACCCGUGAUAACUUUGAAGCCUCUAAUGGAAAAUUGAAAGUUCCCCCAGGCAGACACCCCAAAAGGGUCAUUUGAACACUACAAUAUAAAUGAAUCCUCCACGGUGGCUAAUUAGUGUAGUUUAUUUAGCUUUGGAUGUCGAAAUGGAAGUAGCAAAGCCAUUGCUGAACGAAAGGAUUAUUUCGUCUAAGUGGCCUUGGAAUAACAUGUGUUAAAUUUUGAAAGAAUGAAAAUUCAUUUGAAUAUGUUUUAGUUUAGCUCGGAAUCAUACAGCUUUGCAAAGAUAAACUGAAAGUAGAUUUGCAACGCAUCAGUUACGGAGACAAGGGUACGAACUAGAGGAGGAAAAAAUGAAAAAAAUUGCAAUCGUUCUUGAGAAUUUAUAUUUGGAAAGAAAAGAGGAAUCAUACCUAGAUAUUCUGAUUUCUAAUUUAAACAAAUUUAGUAUUGUACGUAGAAUAUAUUACUAAUGCUUGAACAAGAAAAAUAAUAAACAUUGUGAAAAUGCAUGGCCACAUACAAGUGUAGAUAAAUGGUAAAAUGUGUAAAGUUCUUUAAAUAAAAUUGUAACUCUAAAACCA